Salarias fasciatus (jewelled blenny) is the source of this 1617-nucleotide messenger RNA. It is a transcript of the gene dipk1b, whose product is annotated as divergent protein kinase domain 1B. The coding region runs from base 117 to 1418 and encodes 433 amino acids. The record is from RefSeq and is a predicted model, not a curated record. The transcript is spliced from 5 exons. Lineage: Eukaryota; Metazoa; Chordata; Actinopteri; Blenniiformes; Blenniidae.
CUCGCGCUGCGCGAUAAUUUGCCGGAUUGCGACGCGCGGCGUGUGUUCGGCGCGAGGAUGUGAUCAGACGGGGAUCUGCGCUUUUCUCGCUCCGCUGCCUCCACACCGAGUCGCUCAUGAUGCCCAGGGCUCUGCGGAGGCUGCUCCAUCUGAUGCUCUUCUGCCCCCUGUCCAAAGGCCUGCAGAGUCGUCUGCCGGCCAUCAAGGUGAAAUACCUUCUGCUGGCAUGGCUGGGCAUCCUGAUCGUGGGCUGGGUGGUCUACAUGCAGUACGCCUCGUACUCGGAGCUCUGCCGAGGCCACGUCUGCCAUAUGGUCAUUUGUGACCACUACAGGAGAGGCAUUAUAUCAGGCUCGUCCUGCAAGGCAUUGUGCGACCAGAGAACGCUGACGUUUCACCGAUGCAUGUCCACCUCCUCCACACAUCAGGUGUAUGUUGGCCUGUGGAAGGAGCGGCCUGUUGUGAUUAAAUGUGGCAUUGAAGAUCCGGUGAAAAUUGACGGCGCACCGGACUCUAUAUUACGACAGGAGAUGACCUUAUUUGACAAACCCACUCGCGGGACCUCCAUGGACGAGUUUAAAGAGAUGCUGCACAGUUUCCUCAAGGCUAACCUCGGCGAGCAGCCCUCUCUGAACACCUUGGUGGACAGGAUUAUAACUCUGGCCGAUGUCAACUCGGACGGAAAGGUUUCCCUCGCCGAGGCCAAAUCUAUCUGGGCCCUGCUCCAGAUCAACGAGUUCCUCCUCAUGGUGGCGCUGCAGGAGAAGGAGCACACUCCCAAGCUGCUGGGCUUCUGCGGCGACUUGUACGUGACGGAGCGGGUGGGCCACAGCUCCCUGUACAGGAUCGAGGUGCCUCAUUACCUGAAGGCUCUGGUCCCGGAGGCCCUGAGCACCGGGCUGAACCACUGGCUGGCGCCGGCGUGGCCCCGCCGGGCCCGCAUCACCAUCGGCCUGCUGGAGUUUGUGGAGGAGGUCUUCCACGGCUCGUACGGGAGCUUCCUCAUAUGCGACGCCAACCUCCACCACGUGGGCUACAACGCCAAGUACGACUGCAAGAUGGCCAACCUGCGCAGCGUGGCGUCCGAGGCCGUGGUGCGGGGCUUCCUGAAGGGGCGGCGGUGCGAGACCAACGCCGACUGCACCUACGGCCGGGACUGCACGGCCACCUGCGACCGCCUGGUCAAGCAGUGCAACACGGAGGUGGUGCAGCCCAACCUGGCCAAGGUCUGCGUGCUCCUGCAGGACUUCCUGCUGUUCGGGGCGCCGUCGGACCUGCGCGGCGAUCUGGAGAAGCAGCUCCGCACCUGCGUGACGCUCAGCGGCUUGGCGAGCCAGAUGGAGGUUCACCACUCACUAGUCCUUAACAACCUCAAGACACUGCUGUGGAAAAAAAUCUCCAAUACCCAGUACUCCUGAAAACCGGCUGAGGUGAUCCUAAUAGUGAUUUUACAUUCGCAAAGAGGUAUUUUAUGAACUCGGGCAGUUUUUUGCUUUGCGAAGCUUUGCCAAAUGUUUUAGAGGGUUGUGAUUAGUCCUAUACUUUAACUCUUCAUUGACUGUGAAUAGCAAGAAACUGUGAACUACUGCAUAUACAAUGUGAACCAGGAAGUAAAAA